Messenger RNA from Phytophthora sojae, 633 nucleotides. RefSeq lists its product as hypothetical. The transcript has a single exon. The record is from RefSeq and is a predicted model, not a curated record. Lineage: Eukaryota; Oomycota; Peronosporomycetes; Peronosporales; Peronosporaceae. The annotation marks the transcript as partial.
AUCGCGGCAAGCUUGGCCCUAUUCCUCGCAACCACCGACACCGUCAACGCACACGGACAAAUGGCCAAGCCCACCCCACGACCCAUCUCGCAGCAGUACAGAGACGACUGUGGAGCUCUCAGCGGCGCAGGAGACCAAGAGCUGCAGUACGCACCUGUCGAACUGCUCAGCAGCAGAGCGCAGGCCGACCGACCCGCCGCAGCCACCUUCAACAUCAUGAACGGAUGCAGAGGAACUGUCUACGAGGCCAACAACACUGUCACGACGCUCACGACCGGCACGCCUUUCGACGUCGCGUGGGUCAUCCAGGCGCCGCACCCAGGCACCAUGGUACUCAGCGUCGUCAAGCCCAGCACCGACAGCACCGGCACCAUCACGUACGUGUCGGUAGCGGAGUUGCUGACCGUCGACCCGUUCGCCGAGAGCUCGAGCGAGAGCACCAGCACGACGGCCAUGAUCCCCUCGAGCGUGACGGGGUGCGGGUCAGCCGGCGUCUGCGCGCUGCAGUUCUACUGGCACUCGGACCUGGCGAACCAGACGUACCCGACAUGCGCCGACAUUGUGGUGACGGGUAGCGGUGAGUCGGGCGAGCAGACUUCGACUUCUACGAAGGCCCCAGACGCAACAGCAGCG